UACAACAACAAUAACACAAGAGUGAAGAAAUAAUGGAGCUUCAGGACACUGCUGCAACCCGUGUGUCAAUUGGUUUCCCUCUUGGCUUAGCCCUUCUCUUUGUUUGUUUACUCUUCAUUUGUGGCUUCUUCUGCUGCUGCUUGCAUUGGAAUAGGCUUCAAUCAUUUCUUCGGUCUCAUGGAAUCAUCAACCCUCAAACUUUGGAACAUACUCACAUACAAGCAGAAUUGGCUUCCCCCUAUCAGAAACCAGCUUUUCCUGUUGUGAUGAUGAAGCAGAAUUAUGCAAAGAGCUUGCCUGUGCUGAUGCCAGGGGAUGACAUCCCAAAAUUCAUAGCCACAGCAUGCCCAUGUGAGCCUCCAAGAGAUGAAAGGAUCACAAUCCAUGUGCAGAAGGAAGCAGCCACUGAUUUUUAGUGGCAACUAAAAGGGUUUAUGGUUUGAAGCCAAACAAAGCCUUGAAGAAUUCAGGGUAAUAUAAGUAUAUAUUGGUACAUAACUACAUAUAUCAUGGAACUUCUCAAUAUACAUCAACGGCUAAAAGCUCUUUGAUGGCUUUGUGAGGAGUUGGAUGGUGGAUCAAGAGCAAGCACACUGAAUUAAGGUGUCAUAAUAGCUUUGUGUUGAGUGAGAUGAUGAACCAACCAAGCACAAUGAAGGUGCUCUAAGAAACAAAGUCUAAGGCCCCCAUUUGAUUUUUUGUCAGAAUGGGAAGAAAAAGGUUGAAACAUCAACCUGCCUCUUUUUUUUUUUUUGGAAGCUGAUUGAAGGGUGCUUUUUAUCUCUUUUUUUGGUACAAGAUGCAUUUUAUGCUUUUUUUUUUGGGUACAAGGAUGAAUUUUAUCUACUCCUUUCAAGUUCGAACUAAAGUUUUGAAUCUUGAGCUUAUUGAAAUAAUUUAUGAAUUUGAGUUUUUUUUUAA
Molecule: messenger RNA, 921 nt
Organism: Cajanus cajan (pigeon pea)
Lineage: Eukaryota; Viridiplantae; Streptophyta; Magnoliopsida; Fabales; Fabaceae
Source: RefSeq, a predicted model, not a curated record